AUGUGGCCGGUGGAGCCAGUGAGGGACCCGAACAGUGCGCGUCGAGCUGUCCACCGCCGUCGUGAGCCGACUUCACCAAGCAGUCGAAAGCGAGUCCGCACUGCCUGCAACAGCUGCAGCCUUCGACGGAUAAAAUGCUCGGGUGAGCAACCAUGUUCCCAAUGUCACCGGGCAACCAGACAUUGCGAAUAUCCUCUGGACUUCGACAAGGUGUCCGUUUCUCGUGCAGAGCUGGAGGCUCUCAAGGCUAGAUGCGAAGAGCUAGAGCGACGUAAUGCGCCAGCAACUCCAGCAUCCGGAUUGGUGAUAUCACCAUCCUCCAGGACUGCCUCUACCUUAGAGACGAGCAAUACCGGCACGGCCUUCGCCAGCAGCGCCACCACCACUGAGGACUUUGCUCCCUCUGAGGGCCGGCUGCUUCACGAUCCAGAUGGGACUGCGCGUUACCUUGGGCCAUCGUCUGGCGCACACUUUCUCAAUCGAGUCAAGGAAUUCAUGGCAACGAUACAGCCUCUUGUCGGCGCCCAACAAGGCUAUCCCCCUCAUUCAGGACAAGCAUUUCUUACAAGCGUUGGGCGCUAUCAAACGUUCGACUCGAGGACACUACAGCUUCUGCCCGUUGACCCGUUGCAACUCCCGAGCCAGACGGAGAUGACCCUCAUGGUCACCGAGUUUCGGUUUUUUGCUCAGGAUGGCAACGGAGAUUUCCCUAGCGGUGGCAUUUUCUACUGGGGCAAUCUCUCGUUUGCAAACCAGUUUCCUUAUGAUGCAGCAGCUCUGCGGACAUCAGGCCAACUCGCUCUCUUGCACAUGGUUCUGGCUGUAGCAGCUCGUCUGGGCUCUGCGGCUCAUUGGAAAGACGAAGAUUGUAGCGAACAUUUCUUCUCCAGAGCACAGCAGAUACUCGGCAACCCCCUUGAUAUCACUUGCCACACCUCACGCGACACCUCGGUCAUGCUUCUUAUGGCAUUCUAUUUGAUCGAGGCCAAUCGUCGUGAUGCUGCUUACAUCAUGGUCAGCGUUGCCCUACAUCUCGCCGUAAUGGAUGGUGCCCAUUGCAGUUGCGGUCAGGGUGAGGACUUGAAACGUACGUUCUGGACCUUGUAUGUGCUUGAUUGUUGGCUGUCAUCUGUGCUCGGACGACCACCCAGCAUCUCGGACAGUGCAAUUCAAUUACAGUUGCCAGAAGAAACGCCUGGAUUUCCAAGCCCAGUUGGCCUUCGUGCGCACAUAGACCUUGCCAAGAUCUCGCGUUAUAUCGUGUGCAACGUUUACCGAAUAGCUUCAUCCGAUCAGUCAUCGGCCACAUCUCUACAGCAUGUCGAGCAUGCUCUUUCGUUACUACGGCAGUGGCUGGCAUCCCUGCCUCCCACGCUGCAGAUCAACGGCCAGCAAUCGAGCAAAGAUAGAGCUUGUCUCGUGUUACAUCUCAUGUAUAACCAGGACGUAAUCCUUACAACGAGACCGAUAUUUUUCGCAGCUACCAAGAAAAUCCUCGCUGACAGGUUUCUAUCACAAAAGUCUCACAAAGACAGGACAGAAAACUACCAGAGUGAUUUAUACAUGGCUUGCGUCGGCCAUUGUCGCGACGCCUCCCGCGAAAAUAUUCGUCUUGGCCGGCUCAUUCGCGAUAUCAGCCCCAGGCAGAGGCUCACUCAUCAAGAAGCGCACGCAGUGUUCAACGCAGCUUUAAUCAUGUUGAUGCAGCAGCUUGCUUCUCUCCAAUCAGAGUCAGCAGAGACCGAUGAUGUCGCGUUCGCAAUUGAAGUAUUCCAGCAAGAGGCGAGGUUAGGGAACAACUUCGGCCUAGAUUGUCUCACAGUUCUACAGGAUUUGAGCUUUAUUGCCCGUGCACUGCCACAGGCCCAAGUCUCCGUAGCGGACGAGCAAAACAUAUCUGCUGCUACGUUUGCGACCAACAGUGAAGCGAAUGGUCCAGUCGAAUCUGCCAUUACUGCUCCAGAAAUCGACCUCCUCGAGAGUUCAUCCGACGGUCAGGCUGGAGUAGAGCUAAAUGGUGCAUUGUUCAGGGAACUACAGACGUGGCUUGAGAAUGACUAUUUAGAGAUAUACAAUGAUUUUAGACUUUGA
This is a messenger RNA of Trichoderma virens Gv29-8, 2091 nucleotides long. RefSeq lists its product as uncharacterized. The coding region runs from base 1 to 2091 and encodes 696 amino acids. The transcript has 4 exons. The record is from RefSeq and is a predicted model, not a curated record. Gene Ontology annotation, biological process: regulation of DNA-templated transcription; DNA-templated transcription. NCBI's taxonomy places the organism in Eukaryota, Fungi, Ascomycota, Sordariomycetes, Hypocreales, Hypocreaceae. Gene Ontology annotation, molecular function: DNA-binding transcription factor activity, RNA polymerase II-specific; DNA binding; zinc ion binding.